Messenger RNA from Corticium candelabrum, 2187 nucleotides. RefSeq lists its product as uncharacterized. The transcript has 9 exons. The record is from RefSeq and is a predicted model, not a curated record. Bases 193 to 1938 code for a protein of 581 amino acids. NCBI's taxonomy places the organism in Eukaryota, Metazoa, Porifera, Homoscleromorpha, Homosclerophorida, Plakinidae.
UACAAGGAAAACCACGGGAAGAUGGGUUUCAAUUGUUUAUUCAUCGUACUCGGUCGUCAAUAAUAGAACGUGACUUGCCGAUGAGAACGUCACACCUAAUAAAGUUAUCAACUAGACAACUUCCCGGUGAGAGCGUGUUACACGGCACAAGCAAGUUUCACUCUGCUGUUUAAUAAUUCUGUGGCAAUCUGUAUGUUGAUGAGACGUUGCCAUCUUCCGACGAUUCUGUGGCUCGGCCAUCUUUUUCUAGAUCUCUGCUCUGUCUUCGGCUCGAUCUCUCACUCUACAGUAAUUGAAAACGGCGUUGCUCCAUCGCUUGUUGUUGAGCCGGUUGACACAGUCGCUUAUUACAACCAUUCGGAUGGGUUAGUUUCAGCAACUCUUGGUUGCCAGGCGCUUCCACAAAACGCGAAUGUCAGCUGGUAUAAGGAUGAUCUGCCAGUGCAGAGUGGAAUGGCAGGAAUUCCUAGAGUGAUUUUGAUUGAUGGAUGGCUCACGGUCAGCAACAACAAGUCGUUUACUGAUGAACUACUCAUCGAGGGUUUCUACUACUGUGAAGCUUCGACUGAUGUUGGAACAGUCAGGAGUAAAACAGCACUAAUCAGAGUUGGUCGUCGUGAAAGUUUUAGAAGAAAUUGGGGCAGGUUGAACAGAAUGAAUGUCAAGGAGACUGCAGUUGUAACUCAGACGGUUUACAUGACAUUGCCAUUGUCUCACUAUCUUUUGUGGAUUGUGGAAUGCAAUGGAAGCAAGAUCAAUUGCACGGUUGGCAAUUGCCCAUUUUGGCAGAAAUUGUCGACCGUUGGGAGACUACUUCAGCAGUCUGUGCUGCAACUUCGAUGCAACAAAUUGAAGAAAGUUAUUCCAACAUGUAAAUGUUUAAGCAUCAUCAGAAUCUCUACAUACUUUGGUCAUGAAAUAUCGGUGUCGUCACCAUGGAGUUAUAAUUUCAGAUUCAAUAAAGACAAUAAAUUUAGGAUUCGAAAUAGACAGCCAGAGCAGCACAUUUCUGUUGAAAAGGGUGGCAAUGCAACUCUUUAUGGCAUUAGUGGUCAUGCUAACAGCACACGCACGUGGAUACGAAACAAAACGGAGCUUGAAGUGAACAACAACAACAAACUGUCCAUCAUUUCACCUGGAGUACUGCAGAUAUAUGAUGUUGUAGAGAGUGAUAGUGGCCACUACGAUUGCAGGAUACGUUACACAUUUAAAUCUUUACAUUGGACAGUCAGUUUGUCAACGUUUUUGCAAGUUUAUGCUAUUCCUACUGUUGUAUUGAUGAUGAUCGAGGUUAGCAGUAAAGCAGAGACAACGAUGUGCAGGACUGUCGGAUCUUCGACAACUAAGUGCACUCUCCCACACUCUAACUCGGCUGUUUCUCUAAUAUUUCUGUGUACUACAACUGGACUACCUCGUCCUGUAAUACAGUUGGUCAAAGAUUCAGAGUUGAUUUAUCGGGAUAAUUCAACAUACUCACUGCUCCGUGUAGUCAAGAAUCCUCUCUUGGGUAUAUAUCAAUGCAUAGCAACUAACGACUUUGGGAGUCGGCAAGCCUCAUUAUAUCUUGAAUUGAAAGAAACCUCAAUCACUGAAAAGCCCACACUCAUGACAUCAUUACUACCUACUACUGUUAUGACUGCACCCAUUUCGUCAGAUAUUAGCUCAUCUUCUCUCAUUCCUACAAAAAGUGAAAGCAUUUUACAGACAGAAUUGUCCGAUACAAUCAGAUUCAAGGUUGCAACUGCAGUAGUAUCAGCAGUGGUCUUUAUAUUGUUCCUCGUCAUCGUAGCUUUGCUCAUAUAUAUUCAGAGAAAGCAUCAAAGAGAAAACAGCCAAGAUGCCAUGGUUAUGAAUGUUGCUUACAAUGUUGUGUCAGACAAGCCCAAAGACAACGCAGAAAUGGAAGACGCAAAUUAUGAAGAAGUUAGAGCAUCAUGAUUCUUGAGUAAUAGCAUGCACAAUUAACUGGCAUAUGCCACAACACAAUUGGCUGUACAUGUAGAUAAGGAAAGUGUAAGUUUUGCUGUUGAGUUUGAUCUGAAGUUGAUUAAAUAGACGAACAAUUAGGAUCUAGUAUGGUAAUUCUACAUGAAUGCUAUGAGAAUUGUAUUAAAUAUUGUCUGCACCUAGCUCAAUCAGUGUUUACUUUGUUUGUAAAAGUCAAAAUAGUAUAGUAGAUUUGUUAAU